Molecule: messenger RNA, 306 nt
Organism: Sorex araneus (European shrew)
Lineage: Eukaryota; Metazoa; Chordata; Mammalia; Eulipotyphla; Soricidae
Gene: CORT
Product: cortistatin
Exons: 2
Coding region: 1-306 (101 amino acids)
Cellular component (GO): extracellular region
Molecular function (GO): hormone activity
Source: RefSeq, a predicted model, not a curated record
AUGCCUCUGCCGCUGGCCCCCGCGCUGUCGCUGCUGCUGCUGCUGCUGCUGCAGGUCUCGGGGGGCCUGUCCCGGGAGGGCGGCCUCGCCGGCCCCAACGGCGCGAUGCCGGACGUGGCCGAGCGGGAGCCCGCCAGCCUGCCCGCCUUCCUGGCCUGGUGGCACAGGCAGGGCCCCCGGGCCGAUGCAGGCCCCUCCUGGCAGACGGCCAAGCGGCAGGACAGCCUGCCCCCCCAGCCGCCCCCGCGCCCCGCGAAGCCGCUCUGCAGAAACUUCUUCUGGAAGACCUUCUCCUCCUGCAAGUAG